This is a messenger RNA of Phytophthora infestans T30-4, 654 nucleotides long. RefSeq lists its product as uncharacterized. Lineage: Eukaryota; Oomycota; Peronosporomycetes; Peronosporales; Peronosporaceae. The transcript is spliced from 3 exons. The record is from RefSeq and is a predicted model, not a curated record. Bases 1 to 654 code for a protein of 217 amino acids.
AUGCGGCACCCGCCGUCCUUUGAGGGUAUCGUCUUUGCUGCGCAUCCGAAACUUCAUGACUUUCCGUGGAUGGUCUCGCCGACAGUGGCCAACAAACAUGUACUAAAGGCAAUCAAGAAACUAGCAUUUAGGAAGUACAGAAGUGAAGGAGAAUCGCUUGACGUGAUAGUGGAAAAGUUACAACUAGCGGCAAAAACGAGUCAAUGGCAAGCUGCAGCUCUGGAACAGAAUCCUAAGCGGCUAUGGGCGCACCAAAACGAAUUAACGGAGUAUCAGGUAUGGGUCGGUUAUCGAGUAGCACUCCGACAAUUAAAUCUGCAUCAUCCGACACGGCUGGUGAACAAUAGCUGCCAUAAACUAGAAGGGUGUCAGGGCACCAAGGAGACACUGGAGCACAUCUUCUGGGACUGUGCAUGUGCUCAAGUAUGCUGGCAGAAACUCAUCUGCCAAUGGACAGAGAAAUGUUGGACCCAGGCUACUCUACACAACUUCCAAAAGAACUGUGCAAGUAGACAAGCUCCAGAACUGUCCAAAACGAUCACAGAAAAGCUACGAAAUCUCUACCCAGAUGAGGCCUCUCAGAGUUCUGGACUACAGGACAAAGGCAAAUACGAGCAGUCGCCAUACGUGAGCGACGGUGCCCAGAACGUAUAG